Messenger RNA from Rangifer tarandus platyrhynchus (Svalbard reindeer), 414 nucleotides. Lineage: Eukaryota; Metazoa; Chordata; Mammalia; Artiodactyla; Cervidae. The record is from the annotation of a GenBank genome assembly.
AUGUGGGUCCCUGGAGGGCAGCGGCCCCUUCGGGCUCAGUGGGGAGCAGCGGUCGGUCCGCGGGCGCCCUCUGCCGGCCUCAUCAGGAACUGUGGCCCUGGCCCCUUGACGCCGGAGGGACCUCCCGCCCAGGACCCGCGCUUGCUUGCUACCUGUGGGGAACUCGCUCCACCGCCUCACUUCGAACCCGCAAACCCUAAGAUGGCUCUGCUCACGCUCAGACCCAGCAGCUCCGUGUCGGAGAGGCUGGGGCUGGCCCUCGGGGAUCUCCCAAGACCCCUCCGCAGCAGACAUUUUCUGCCCCACCAUAGCCACCGUCCUCCAUGGGGCUCCCUGCUGUCCAGGACCCAGCAGUCUACAGCCCAGCUGGGACCUGUGAACCUGGUUCUGUCAACCGUCCGCCAGCCCUCCUAG